Molecule: messenger RNA, 3423 nt
Organism: Musca vetustissima
Lineage: Eukaryota; Metazoa; Arthropoda; Insecta; Diptera; Muscidae
Product: dachshund homolog 1-like
Exons: 13
Coding region: 1-3420 (1139 amino acids)
Source: RefSeq, a predicted model, not a curated record
AUGAAUGUUUGUAUUUUAAAUGUGACUGUGCAUGGACUGGCUGCUCCCCCUGCCAUUGAGGAGAACAACCAAAGACGUCAGCGUCGACGUCAAUGCCAAGCACUGCUGCUACUGCUCUCUGUUGAUAUCCAUGCGGGAGAUCCUUUACACCCAAAAUUAAGUCCUAACUAUUCAUCCGCCUAUCAUCAUCUCCAUCUUCAACAACACCAACAACAAAUUAACGCCAUGAAUUCCGCCACAAUGCUGAUGCAUCAUCAGCAGCAACAACAACAACAGCAGCAGCAGGCCCAGCAGCAACAACAAAAUGGAGCACGUGACAGCAGUAGCAGUCGCGGUACAGAACGUGGUGAUGAACGCGGUACCAAUGGACGUUCAUCGCAUACCGGUCGGGGAUCCAGCUGUUCGCCAGCCUCAUCGCCCACACGUCAUGGCAAUGCCGUUAGUCCGGUCACCUCAUUGAAUCACAGUAUGAUGCAACAAAUGCAGCAACAACAACAGCAGCAUCAGCUAUCACCACCACCCCAUAUGGGUGGUGUGCCCACACCAAACGGUCUACCGGCCGGUUUACCGCCACGCAUGCCUCAUGGCCUGCCACCACAUUCUCUUGGGCUACUCAAUUCACUACAAAUGAUGCAUCAUGCCUCACCGUUGGAACUGAUGGCUGCCGCUCAUCAUCAUGUACCGCCACGAACCUAUAACAGUCCACCACCAAUUUCCACCUCAGACCCUAGUGCCAAUGAAUGUAAAUUGGUCGAAUAUCGUGGUCAAAAGGUUGCUGCUUUUAUAAUAAGCGGCGAGACAAUGCUGUGUCUGCCGCAAGCUUUUGAAUUGUUUUUGAAACAUUUGGUCGGUGGCCUACAUACGGUCUAUACGAAACUGAAACGCCUUGAUAUUGUACCGUUGGUAUGCAAUGUGGAACAGGUGCGAAUAUUGCGCGGUUUGGGUGCCAUACAGCCGGGCGUGAAUCGUUGCAAGUUGUUGUGUUGCAAGGACUUUGAUAUUUUAUAUCGCGACUGUACAACAGCAAGAUGCCUAUCAAUCAAGCCACCAGAGAGCUGGGCUGAAUUGAAGAUUGAUAUGAAAUCGCCACUCUUAGCAAAUGGUUAUAAUCCCCCGCCCAUUAAUCACAUGGCAUUUAUGCAGAUGAAUCAUCACCCUGGUUCGGCCCUAAUGUCACCCGGUAUGCCACCACAUGGGUUGCACACACGGCCCGAUAGUCAAAUGUUGAAGGCAGCUGCCCAAAGUGGUAUGUCAGCGGCAAAUAUGGAUGCCUUGGCUCGUUCGGGUAUAUGGGAGAAUUGUCGAGCGGCCUAUGAAGAUAUCGUCAAGCAUUUGGAAAGACUUCGUGAAGAACGCACCGAUGAACGUCAACAAAUGGGUGGUGGUUCAGCUUCCAGUGGUAUGGGUAAUGUGGAGCCCAAACCCAGAGAUUUAAGUUCACGUAAUUGUUCACCCAAUCGUCAAAGUCCUGUGUUAAAUCUCUCCAAAUCCGGCGGUAAUACAGAUCAGGGUAGCAAUUGUGAUGAGCGUAGUGAACGCAGUGAUAUGCAUUCGCCGGCCCAUUCGGUGCGAGACGAUAGCAUAGAACGGGCCAGUGGACGCAGUGCUAAUGACGGCGGCGGGGUGAAUGAUCGUAAUUUGGACGAUGAAGAUAUUGAAAAUAUGAGUGAUGAUAAUGUGUCCGAUGUCGAUGAUCGUAUGGUUAAAGAUGAAGAAGAUUUAAGUGAUGUUGAACGUGAUAACAUUUCCACCACCUCCUCCACCCAACGCCAUCCUCAUCAUCAUCUGCAACACAAUAUGCCCGCCUCAGCCGCUUCAAUGUCAGCCUCAGCAGCUGGUGGUGGCGGUAGCGGCGGCGGCAGCGGUAGCAGUGUUGAACGUAUUUCCAUUUCUGAUCGCGAUUCUACACAUCCUGCUUUACAACAUAGUUCACCAUCACAUCAGGCUGCUGCCGUGGCAGUAUUGCAACAUCAGAGGGCCCUGAAUUAUUCACAGUUGGCAGCAGCAGCAGCGGCGGCAAAUGGUGCAGUGAAUGGUCCCACUGGCGUGGUGCCUGGUUCAAAUAGUGUAGGUGGGGCAGGUGGUGCUCUAACACCCAAUGAAGCUUUGCAAAUGGCAACAGCUGAUGCUACAUCUGCUGCAGCCGCCUUGGCUGCAGGUGGUCUAUCGCUGGGACCCUUGGCAAUGGAUCCGGGGCUACCGUCUUCUACAGAAACAUUGCUGAGAAAUAUACAAAGUUUGCUGAAGGUGGCGGCAGAUAAUGCAAGGCAACAGGAGAGGCAGAUUACUUAUGAGAAAGCUGAAUUAAAAAUGGAUGUUUUACGCGAACGUGAAGUCAAAGAUUCAUUAGAAAGGCAAUUAGUCGAUGAACGGAAGUUAAGAGUUUUAUAUCAAAAACGCUACAGACGUGAACGUAAAUUGCGCAUUCGUUAUCAGCAGCAAGUGGAGGGCGGCAAACGUAAAUCGCCCAAUGCCACAGCAAAUGCCAGCAACAAUAACAAUAAUAAUGCUAACAGCAAUGCCAGUGGUGGCAGCAAUAACGCCGCCAACAAUAACAACAACAACAAUAUGAGCAUCAGCAAUAACAACUCAUCGGCAGUGGAGAGAUCGGCCUCAAUAAAUGAGGAUGUCCGGUCCAUAGAUUCAGCAUCGAUGCAUAGCAAACAUAGUGGCAGUAUAACCGAUUUGACAAGGAAAUCGGAGCAAGAUCAGGAUGGCAAACAAAGUGAAAAGUCUGAUAAAUCAUCAACCAACUCCUCUUUAAAUUCCCACAACACAAACGCGAACGCCAACGCCAACAACAACAAUAAUUUACAUCACACAGCCGAUAACAGCAAUGAUAGCCGCAUCCAUCAACAGCAACAGCAGUCACAACAACAACCAUCAUCACAACAUUUACGUACCCUCUCGGAAAGUCCAAGUUUUAAACGUGAACCCCAUUCCGAUCAUGAAUCACGUAGUGCCGAAGAUUUACCACCUCAACUAAGACAUUUGCAUCAUGCUGCUGCAGCAGCAGCCGCCGCCGCAGCUGCUGCCGCCUCCUCGGACAGUGAUCGUCAUUCUUCAUCGGAACAUCUCACUGAACGUUCAGAAGAUUUGGAUGAACGUCGUUCGGUGGAUCGUGAUAGUAAUCGGCCACCUUCAUCGCAUGCUGCCGAGAAUAGUUUGGCUGUUGCUGCCGCCGCUGCAGCAGCCGCAGCUGCCAAUGGCGGCAAGGGUCAAUGGAAUUAUCCCGGUAUUGAUUUAAUGGCUACCGGAGCUUUUUGGCAGAAUUAUUCGGAAUCCCUUGCCCAGGAGAUCGAAUUGGAGCGUAAGACACGUUCCGCCGGUGCUGAUCGUGAUGUAAAGAGCCCACUGGCUGAACGGCAAGCUGCUGCUGCAUAUUAUAAAAAUUCGGUAUUAUUUGGUGGUGCAAAUUAAUGU